AUCAACAAUAAUAAAUAAACAGUAAAAAAAAAAUUUCAACCAAUGUUUUUAUAUGAAAACAGCCUUUAUUAUUAUUUUAAAUGCAUCUUUAGUUUAAUCUGAUUCGUCAAAAAACCCCGGGAGUUUUGAAUAAUUUUAUUUAAAUUAGAAAAAAAUGGACGUAGCUGAUUCAUGGUAUUUAAAAGAAAAACAAAGAACAUGGAAAACAAAGUUAGAUACUAUAAAUGCGCGUUUAUUAACAAGCACGAAAGAAUCUAUAUCUGAUGGAAUUGUAGAAGCCAAAAUUCAACAUGGAUUGCAAAUUAUUACUUCAACAAAACUAUUUGAGGAAUAUUUGGAUAUUUGUUACUGUGAUGAUGUUCAAGAAUAUAUGAUUUUAGACAGUACCCUCAAAAUUUACAAAUACUCAAUUCAAGGAAGAUUUAUUCAACCUUCAUAUAACCUGACCUCAAGUAUGGUAUUUACUAAAAUACUUUGGUGUUCAGGAAUUAAGCUUUUGAUUGGCUAUAUUCCCAAUGAUGAUUUAAUAUGGAUUCUAACACCAGAAUGUAAAUUACUCCAAACAAUAAGAAAUGAUUUCAAGAUAAACAAUGUAUUUUAUUCUUCUGCGUCCAAAGAAUUAAUUGUCAUGUGUUUCACCAGUUUGAUGAAAUACUCUUUGAGCUCUUUGGAUAAAUCUCUCAUGCCUCACGAUGCUAUUAAUUUUAUGGAUCAAACGUAUGGGUCAUUAUGGGGAAUUCAAUAUUCAUCUUUCAUCUCUAUGGAUACUUCAUUUAGAGUUGUUGGAUCAUAUUUAACUACAAUCUACAUUAUUUCUGGAGAUCAUAGAGAGGAUGAAGAUGUUGGUGCUCCAGUAGAAUUUCUCGCUAGAAAAUCAAAAGCUUCUGUUUCUGUCAUCACUGCAUUGCAUUUUGAUUUGAUGAGUCAGUGGAUUAUAGUUGGAGACCAGCAAGGCAAUGUUUUAGGAUGGACUUUAACAUUAGAAAAUGUAUUUAAAUACUCGCAAGGGCUCAAAGGUGCUGUAAGAACUAUUGUUUCUCAUCCUUCACUGUGUGGGUUUAUUACUUCAUCAGAAGAUAAUAUCUUGCAAGUUUGGAGCUGUAACCUUCGAGAAAAAAUGGAAUCAUUCUCAGAACUUGGUGUCAUUUCUUCUAUUGCAGUCAGCAAAAUGACUUCUUCGAUUGCAGCUAUUGGAGAUAAAUUGAGUUUUUUUCGUAUACAUCAGCUUUACGUAUUUUUUACUCCACUAACAGCAUCAGCUGAGAUUUUAUUUUCAACAAAAAAUUACGCCCAUCCAACGCGUAUAAUUGUAUGUAGUUCUGAUGGUGUUAUCAGUAUGUUGUCUCCAGCCGGCAAGCAGCUAUCAAUGAUGUUAUUUCCAUUAGAAUUCAAUUCAUCAUCAAUAGCAUAUAGCGCUAUCACUGGCAAUGUAUAUCUUAUUUCUGCUGAAUCUACACAAAUUUUUGUAAACAAUACGGCUACGACUCCGAUGGAAUUACGAUACGCUUGGUCUAGUGAGAAAAAAAUAACUUACAUCACCGUUUAUGAUUACUUUGAGGAAAUAAAUAACUCAGAUCGGAAGUGUGCAGAUAAUAAAGUAGUUCAUCCCCAUUGUGCUCGAAUAAUUAUCGGAACAAAUACAGGAGAGCUUAUAUCUCUAGAAGAAACAACUGGCAAAUACGAACAUACGAUUAAAGCUCAUGAGGCAUCAAUAAUAAAAAUACACUCUUCCACCGUAUCUAAACGAAUUUUUUCCAUGGGAAUGGAUAGAUGUUUAAAAAUUUGGAAAAUAUUGCCUUUCAUAAAAACAUUCCUAGUAUUAAUUGAUUAUGUUUACUACACAAUUCCAAUUGCUGAUUUAGAUUCUAUGGGAUUCACUGUUUGUUUAGUAAGUAUUGCAGAACAUGUUGCAAUGCAUCAACUAAUAAUGUAUGAUACCAAUGAAAAAAUCAAUCUUUAUCAUCCUGAAUCGCACAAUCACAAUAAAAAAAUAAUAGGAAUCGCGACUUCCGAAACUCUUUUAAUAUGCGCAACAUCCUCUGCAGACUACACGAUAAGAAUAUGGGAUACACAAAACUCGCUGCUAAAAAUUUUAGAAGUGAAUGUGUGUGUGCAAAAAAUUACCUUCUCUUCCUUAAGAGGAGACAUUGUUUUUAGUGUUGGAAAACAUUUAUAUCGUUUGCCUUUUAAUAAUUACUUAUCUCCUAAAUACAGAAAUAUUAUUAAAAUUAAUAAUAUUCCUGAAGACAUAGAGGAAGAUGCAAUGCCUAGACAUGAUGAUUAUCAUGUCUACGAAAAAGAUGAAUUUAAAAAACAAGCUCUUUAUCCUGUCAGCAGUGUCCCCCUUGGCUCUUUAGACCCUUCCUCAGAUGUUCCACGUCUUGACUUAGUAAUCCAACAACAGAUGUGUAUGCAAUUAAAAUUUCGUGAUGAAGAUAUCCUUAAAAUUGAGGAGUCAAAUACAAAUAGAGAAAAAAAAUUAUCUAAAAGAAGAGCUUCAAUGAGUUCAGACGAAUGGGAAAAAUAUAUGAAUAAUUUAUUAGGAUUAUCGUCUAAAAAUAUCGAAGUUAUUCCUCCUCACAAUAUUUGGGCAAUUAAAGAAGAAUAUUCAAAUAUAAAAAAAGUUCCAAAUAAAACUAAAAUUAUUCCAAAUUACUUUGAUGAUUAUUUGGAGUAUUAUAACACUGAGAGUUUUAUUGGAUUUAUUCCAAAUUCUUUAAUUGUUAAGAUACCAGAUGAAAAAAAUUCUAAAGAAUUUUUCAUUGAAUGGGUAUUGGAAGGAUUUAAUGAAUUACUUGAGUUAAGAAAUUCUUCAGAAUAUUUAUGAGGUAAAAGACUUUAUUAUUGACAUGAUUAAAUAAUUCGAUGAAUAUAAUUAUU
This is a messenger RNA of Chelonus insularis, 2880 nucleotides long. RefSeq lists its product as uncharacterized. The coding region runs from base 155 to 2827 and encodes 890 amino acids. Gene Ontology annotation, molecular function: protein binding. NCBI's taxonomy places the organism in Eukaryota, Metazoa, Arthropoda, Insecta, Hymenoptera, Braconidae. The transcript has 14 exons. The record is from RefSeq and is a predicted model, not a curated record.